AUGCGGGGCAAAGGCUUCAGGACCUUCGCCUGCCGCAGCGUGCACCACCAGUACUUCAGUGGCCCACACCACGACUUUGCCCGCUACUAGAGCUCCGUGCAUGAGGUGACCCAGGCCUUUGCCACGGGCUCACUUGAGGUGCUGGCACUGGAGGCUGAACUGGCUGGGCCGCGUGCCUAGCCGCUGCUUGUCAGCCAUGUCUGCAGCCCACAACAGCUGAAGCAGACACACCUGGUGCACCCUCCAGUAUAUCGGCCUGCCCCUGGGCAUUCUCUGACCUUGCUCCUUAAAACCUUCCCCAUAAGGGCCAGGGAUUUAGAAACACCAUGGCAGCAGACAGACAGAAGGGCCCAGGGCUCCCACCACCCCUCUGUGCUAACCUCGAAGCGGUGGCUAAUUCACCCCAUCUGGGUUUUAUUUAUAGUUCUCAUCCGCUCUCCCAGGGUAAUUAAAACCAUGGAGGCCAUUGUCGAGGUUCUCCAGGACCUUAGGUUUGAUGCAGAAUCUGCAGAGUGA
Messenger RNA from Cavia porcellus (domestic guinea pig), 516 nucleotides. RefSeq names its product required for excision 1-B domain containing (gene Rex1bd). The record is from RefSeq and is a predicted model, not a curated record. Lineage: Eukaryota; Metazoa; Chordata; Mammalia; Rodentia; Caviidae.